CCGAGAUUGACACAAUCACAAGGUGGAAGAUUCUACUUCCUUGUACAAGCCUCAAAAAUCCAGGACACCAGGAAAUAUGGAAGUUUCAUCUAUGAUCUCUCUCAUCAGCUAUGUGUGAUCGGGCGGAAACGAUUCAUCACAAGGAAAAGAGCUCUUCAAUCGAGCAGCACGAUCAUGGGCUUAGAGAGAAGGAAGUUGUGAUCGUCUGGGCGGUGGCGGUGGCGAUGGUAGCAGCAGGAGCGCAGGGCGUGAAGCUACUCUCAGCGAGGAAUCCAUUCCAGAGUGGAACAGCCUCGGAUCUCGAUCAUGGCACUUACUGGAACAGCCUCAACUAAAAGCUGUCGACUGUGUCGCAGGACUCGACAACACUGCUCCCACUUCCAGGUGUGAUCCUGUGCGAGAGAGUGGAAAGAAAAAAGAAAGAGAUCUUCCAUAAAAGCUUGGAGGAGAUGAUCUUUAAGUUCCAGCGACCAAGUCGAGAAGAAAUAAACAUCCAAUAAAGGUCCCCGUGAUAAAAGUGGAGGACGAUUAACCUCCAACCCACAUCGCCAAUUGGAAGCAUCCAGGUCGUGGACCGCGCCAGGAAAUGUGAAACAGAGCCCAGCGAUGCUGCUUUCUCGGGCUGCCCGUCACCAUCCGCCGCUAUGGCCGAUGCCCACCGCCACCACCACGAGGAGCGCCAGGAGGAGGACGAGGGUGGCGGCGGUGGCGAUGAGCAAAUCCUCCACUCGUCAAAGGGAUGCUGCCGCUUCCUGCGAUCGCUCCGGGCGCUGGUGGUGGUCACGCUGGUGCUCCACUUGGGCAUCUCCGCGCUGGGCACCGCAAUGGCUGUGGUGUCGUCCUCCUCCAGCGGCUGCCCACGAUCGCUGCUAGUGGCGGCGGCGCUGGUUGCUAGCGGCGCUUGCGCGCGAGUGGCUUGGGUGGUGGGCACUGGCUUGUGCCAGGCCGCCACCGCGGUUACCAUGAUCGCCGAGGAGCACGUCCCAGCUUCUCGGAGGAGGACGAGCGGCGCCACCAGCGCGGCGAUCAGGAUUGGGAGACGGAUUUGGUAUCGAAGGUGGCUAUGGUGGGGACGAUUUGGUGUUCUUGUCACCUCCUUCCAAACAGGAGGAGCUUGCUACUUGACCAUCUUGGCUGUGAGGAACGGUCGUUCAUCCUUUUGCUUUCCUGGCCCUGACGCGGCGGCAUUGUUGCGAGACACGCUUGUCAUCCUUCCCAUCGCUACAUGGCUGCUCGUCUUGGCACAGUGUUGCGUUGGCUCGGACGUGCUCUCUUGGAGGUCGCUCUACGAGAUGCAACACGAGGCAUGGCGCGCUCACUACCGCGAGAUUUUCGAUCGCGGCAUUCGAGAGCUGCUUUGCUGCCUUGGGCGAUCGAGAUAUCUGACAACCAUGGAUGAAGACGAGGUUGAUACGGUGGCAGCACUUUUAGGCGAUCUUGUUGCAUACCGUGCUGCCGGUGCAAGCCAUCUCGAGUUUCUCGCUGGUGUUGCUCUUCUGAGAACUCGCAAAUCCAAGCCUCCAGUUCCGAAAGAUCUCCCUCCGGCUCCCGGUCCUCUGGUCACAGAAGCUGCUCUUCUCCAUCCAUAUGCCGUGGCUGCGUACACGGGACCAUUGCUGGACAUUGGACGCACACCGCUACUCUUUCCCUGUGCUUGGAUGUACCGGCAAGGACUCCUCAGCUUAUGGAACCGCAAAAGGAGUCCGAGUGUCGACGGUGAUAAUUGGUGGCGAGGCCAUGCGACUGCGUUCCUUCGUGCUGCUCGCCUCCCAGCCGAGGCGCUCUUGAAAGGAAGGAUUCACCAGAGAAACCGAGAGACAGUCUACUUCGUGAUUGAGUUGAAGGAACUCAAGUUGGUUGUUGUCGCUGUUCGUGGGACUGAAACACCGGAGGAUCUUCUCACAGAUGGCCUGGGACGUGAAUGCAUCCUUGCCGACACUGAUUUUCAAGGAUUGUUCAUGUCUGGUCAUUUGUCUGACACAGCAAAGCUUGAAAUCUCGUCGUCAAAUCCUCACUAUGGCCAUGCCGGUGUGGUGGCGGCGGCCAGAGAGCUUGCCUUCGAGUUGGACAGCCCUGAAGAUAAUCCCGAGCUUUCAGGUAGCUCUGGAUCAUCGAAAAAAACUGGUUUUUUGACUUCCAUACUCGGUCCCGGUGGGAAGUGUGAAGGCUUUUCUUUGAGAUUUACCGGACACUCUCUCGGUGGAUCGAUUGCUGCUAUGGCGGGAAUGAUGCUAUGGCACCGCUUUCCAAACUUACACACUUACGGAUAUGGCGUUUCUUCCCUGUGUCGACGCUGUUAUCGCAGAAGCUGUUGUGUAUAA
Messenger RNA from Selaginella moellendorffii, 2321 nucleotides. RefSeq lists its product as uncharacterized. Gene Ontology annotation, biological process: lipid metabolic process. NCBI's taxonomy places the organism in Eukaryota, Viridiplantae, Streptophyta, Lycopodiopsida, Selaginellales, Selaginellaceae. The coding region runs from base 645 to 2321 and encodes 558 amino acids. The transcript has 14 exons. The record is from RefSeq and is a predicted model, not a curated record.